Molecule: messenger RNA, 3129 nt
Organism: Pteropus alecto (black flying fox)
Lineage: Eukaryota; Metazoa; Chordata; Mammalia; Chiroptera; Pteropodidae
Gene: RAD51AP1
Product: RAD51 associated protein 1
Exons: 9
Coding region: 138-1010 (290 amino acids)
Biological process (GO): double-strand break repair via homologous recombination; interstrand cross-link repair
Molecular function (GO): double-stranded DNA binding; single-stranded DNA binding
Source: RefSeq, a predicted model, not a curated record
AAGGAUGGCUGGUAAUUAUUGGAGGACUGGUGGCAGGGGGUGGAGAACUUCGGUGUCUGGUUUUGGGCGGGAAUUGAAACCGUCACUGCUGCCAACCAGAACUUGAGAGCUGCAAGUAUUCAACCUUGAAGGGAGCCAUGGUGCGGCCUGUGAGGCAUAAGAAACCAGUCAAUUACUCACAGUUUGAGGACUCCGACAGCGAUGAUGAUUUUGUUUCUGCAACUGAACCUUUAAAUAAGAAAUCCAAAACAACACCAAAGGAGUUAAAACUAGAAAAACCAAAAACUAAAUCGAAGAAUCUCCAGAAAGAAGAUACCCCGUUACAAGAGAAAACUCCUAAAAAAAGGAUGGCUUUAGAUGAUAAGCUCUACCAGAGAGGCUUAGAAUUCGCGCUAGCAUUAUCAAUGAAGGAACUUCCAACAGUCACCAUUGAUGUGGAAGAGUCUCAAGAUAAAAGCGCUGAAAAACAUGACACUAGUGAAGCAGAAACAAUAGAUAAGUCUCCCCAUAUCUCCAAUUGCAGUGUAGCCAGUGAUUAUUUAGAUUUGGAUAAGAUUACUGAGGAAGAUGAUUUUCAUGGUGCUCAGGGGAGAAGAAAAGCAGCAUCUCAAGCUGUGGUACAACAGAGGAAAAUUUUGGAAGGCAGUGAUGGCGAUAGUGCUAAUGAUUCUGAACCAGACUUUGCAACGGGUGAAGAUUCUGAAGAUGAUUCUGAUUUUAGUGAGAGUGAAGAUGAUGAUGAAGACUUCACUAUGAGAAAAAGUAAAGUUAAAGAAAUUAGAAAGAAAGAAGUGAAGGUUAAAUCCUCAGUUGAAAAGAAAGAGAAGAAAUCUAAAUCCAAAUGUAAUGCUUUGGUAGACUCUGCUCCAGCUGCUGUCAAAUCAGAAUCUCAGCCCUCACCGAAAAAGGUUUCUCAUUCUUCAGAGGCCACUAGGAAACCAGUACAAAUACGCAGUCCUUCAACUGAAAGCAGGAGACCUAAGUGGGUCCCACCAGCCAAGCACCACUGAUGCUCCAAGAAUUCUUUGACCUUCACCUUUCUUGACAUUAUUAAAACCCAAAUCCAGGCCCUGUUCAUUUUAUACUCAAACUAUUGGUGACUUCCUAGCUAGUCCUGUUUCACCUUUCCCUUAUCCAACCACAUGAAUUCUCUACUCCAAUGAAAUUGAUACCUUUUUUGUUGUUGUUCCUUAAACACAGUGUAUAUAUUCUUAGAGCCUCUCUUAUCUAGUUUUCUCCUCUGGUAUGUUUCUUCAUUUGUUUCUUCUAAGUAAAUCCAAGUCUACUUAGGUUUACUUCUUUUCAAUGACAUUUCUUGAUUGGUCCACAGUGGUCACUGCCCUAGUCAUACUAGGUAUUAAGAGACAGGUUUAGCCUGAGACUGCCGGAUUACUUAAUUUCUAAAUCUUCAUUUCAUCAUCUCAGAUAUUAGGCACUAUAUAAUCUUUAAAGUCUUUUCCUGACUAAAAAAAAAUUCUAGAAUUUUAAUGAGGACUUAAUAGUUUUUUGGAGAAGGUAAGGAGGAAGACUAGUUACUGAAAUAAUGAUGCUUUACGGUUUGAAGGAUAAUCCUUAGCAUAUUUUUUCUGAGAAUAAUUAGUGAUUCCCCAACAAUAGAAAUUUAAAAGAAAUGAUAUAAUGACUAUAGAAAUUUAAAGGUAGCAUAAUAAAAAAAUAAAAUAAAAAUAAAAAGGAAAUAAUGGAAUGAUGGAUCAAGAGUUAAUAUCAUAAAGCACAGAGUGCUUAUAGAUUUAUUAUGUGAAAGGGUAGAGCAAGUGAAGUGUAUGAGGAAAUUGGGCCCAUGUACUAAACUCGAGUGACCAGCGAUUGUUGGACUUAGAGCUCAUGCCUCUUUGGAAGGAAACAGCUGUCACUCAGCUCCAUCAAAUUGUUUACAUGCGGAUGAUGGACCUGGUAUUUCCAGAUCUGACUUUUGUUUCAAGAGAAGCCAGACAUCUAGAUUUUAAUGAAAUCUCCUAGUUUUUAAAAGUUGACAUUUUUUUAUACCAUGUGGACCAAACAGUAUUUUUGAGAGCUAGAUUUGACCCUCGAGUUGCCAGUUACUUAUUUACCUGUUUUUACAAAUCUGAGAAGACCACCAACACCCCAAUGGGAAAAUGAGCCACAGACAUAAACGUACUAAUGCCCCAAGAAAUACAAUGAGAAAUGAAUUCAAAGAGAAUUUCAGUCUCAAUGUUAAUUGAGGAAAUAUAAAUUAAAAUAAUAAAAUACUUUUUUAUACCUCUCAAACUAGAAAAUAAUAAAACAAUAUAAUCCAGUCCACUCUGGGUUGUGGGGUAUAAUUAUUUACUAUAAACUUAUAAUCCUUUUAUAGGACAAGGGCCAUAAAAAUAAAUCUGUCCUUUGGCCUAAGAGCUAGUCUUGGGAACUUAUUCCCAAAAAAAGAAUUCAAAAGAAGAAAAAGUAAUAAGUGAUUAGAUUUUUAUAACUAUUUAUAGAAAAACGGUGAGAAACUAGAAACAGCCCAAAAGUUUGUGAAAGAAUUUGAUAUACAGCACAUGCAUGCAAUUGAGAAUAAUAAGUCAGAUGGUUAGAAACAUGGAAAUGUUUAUAAAUUUUCAUUUGAAAAAAGUACACAUAGUUGUACUUAUUAUGACUUUAGUCAUGAUCUGCCAUGAACACUUACGUGGAUAAAGUUUAAAUUUAAUACUUGAUGGAAAUAGUUGCUACAUUGGAGUGCUAGCAUAAUGAAACCAGUAUAAAUAAAUAAAAAUGGCAUUUGUCAUGUUUAAAGUUACUUAGUAUUUGAAAAAAUAGAUUCUUUCAAAGGAAUACUUAUAAAAAUUUCAGGAUUUUAAAAAGCAUUAGAUUUUUCUACGACUUUAGAAAUUAUAAUUGCAUUUAUUUCUUUAUGCCUUUACAACCAGUGUUAUUCACUCCCAACUUAAACUGCUUCAGCUUUCACGCUUAAAGCUUUUGGUAUAUCAUUUCCUUGCCCUUUAGGCAUGUUUGAAAGUAGGCGAUACUAUAAUUUUUCUGCUCUUUAGUACUUUUCAUUCUUUUGUUUUUGUUGAUAACUUGAUAGAACCUGUAUAGCAGAAUAAUGUUUAGCUAUGUUUUUUGCUUUUGUUUUAUACAUUUAUUUUUUUAAGAGAUUUCUGACACUAU